AUGAGUUUCGACGAGCUGUGGCGGGGCAUAACCGUGUGCUGGUUGCGUGUAAGUGCUCUGGACGACUUGAAGAAAGACUGGGAGGGAAUGGCCAACCUGCUAAUACAUUCACUCGCUCUAGUCGUAGAGACAAACCUCAGGCCUGCGAGUCAAACUCUUGAGUUAGAAUGGGCACCGCUGGCCGAGACUGAAGAGGCCUUGAUGAGCAUCGACUGCGUCACCGAGGCAGCACUAUGCAACGAGCAUGAAAUCGUCUCCUAUCCUGCCUUGAGGUUCUUCGAUGGUCAUGCCAACAUGUCACCCUAUCGCGGGCCUCGGAGAGCAUCAGCUAUCACCUCGUUUCUGAAAAGAGCCGCGCGUCCGACGGUGACCGCGCUGAGCGAGAAGAAGAUCGCUAGGUUUCCUUCGACCGACGACAUCGUUUUCGUCGCACAUUUGAACCCGCAGGACGAGCAUGUCACCAAGGCUUACAAAACCAUCGCCUCGCAAUACCGAGACCGGUCAUCCUUCGGUUCAAUAGAAACAGAGGGUCGAACCACGAUUGAAUGCUAUAACAACAAAGAUGAGCUGAAGACGACCAUCUCCGAUUUCACUGCGAUUGAUGCACUGCCCAAGUUUGUUGAAAGCUGCAUGGCACCGCUAAUUGGCGAAUUUACGAGGGCGAACGAGAUGAAGUAUCUGCAGUCCGGAAAGUCUUUAGUCUACUACUUUGCGACUGCAUCCAAGGAGCGCGAGGCCUUCGUUGAUAGCAUGAGAACCGUAGCGAAGACGUACAAGGAGUAUCUCAGCUUCGUCACGGUCGACGCCAACGAGUACGCUGACAUGACAGCGCCGCUGGGCCUCGCAUCCGGUGCGUUUCCGGGACUCUCGGUGCAGAACCCUAUGCUCGGACAGGUCUUCCCUUAUCCUCCCCACGCGAAGAUCACAUCCGAGAGUGUGGGUGCGUUUGUGAUGGACAUUGUUCAGGGCAAGGUCAAGCCGUGGGAUGGGCAAAGCGCAGCUGGGAGUGGUGGUCCACACGAUGAGCUGUGA
Messenger RNA from Anthostomella pinea, 1032 nucleotides. The record is from the annotation of a GenBank genome assembly. NCBI's taxonomy places the organism in Eukaryota, Fungi, Ascomycota, Sordariomycetes, Xylariales, Xylariaceae.